This is a messenger RNA of Durio zibethinus, 2434 nucleotides long. The record is from RefSeq and is a predicted model, not a curated record. NCBI's taxonomy places the organism in Eukaryota, Viridiplantae, Streptophyta, Magnoliopsida, Malvales, Malvaceae.
CGAAUUCCACCUCUUAUCCUCGCUGUUUUACUAAAAUUACAGAUUCACCCUCCUCUUCUUCUUCUUCUUAACUCUUCAAUAUUUUUCCAUUCUCAAAAUCCAAAUGCCCCUUCCUCUUUUCCCCACUUUCCUUCCAUUUUCUGAAUAAACAAACAUUCAAUUGAGCUUUUAACUUGAAUUCUUGAACAAAUUACAAAAGAAAUUAAAAAAAUGGCAAGUCCGAAGAAGAAUCAAAGUAAAGGAUUUUUCGCAGCGAUGAGCUCAGGUUUAUCUAUGUUUGGCAAUGCUAUGCACAGAUCUGUCAACGGGUUACUUGGUUAUGAAGGAGUAGAAGUCAUAAAUCCAGAGGGUGGAAAAGAAGAUGCCGAGGAGGAAGCACAGAGAGGAAGGUGGAAGCAGGAGGAACGAGAAAGCCACUGGAAGAUGAUGCACAAAUAUAUAGGUUCGGAUGUUACAUCAAUGGUGACACUUCCUGUCCUCAUAUUUGAACCAAUGACUAUGCUUCAGAAAAUGGCAGAGUUAAUGGAAUACUCCUACUUGUUGGACCAAGCAGAUGAAUGUGAGGAUCCCUAUCUCCAGCUGGUGUAUGCAGCAUCAUGGGCUAUAUCUGUGUACUAUGCCUACCAACGUACAUGGAAACCUUUUAAUCCUAUUCUUGGGGAAACAUAUGAGAUGGUUAAUCAUGGAGGGAUUUCAUUCAUUUCUGAGCAGGUCAGUCAUCAUCCUCCAAUGAGUGCUGGGCAUGCAGAAAAUGAACAUUUUACUUAUGACGUCACAUCAAAGUUAAAGACUAAAUUUUUGGGGAAUUCUCUUGAUGUUUAUCCUGUUGGAAGAACACGUGUUAUGCUUAAAAGAGAUGGUGUGGUUUUAGAUUUGGUGCCUCCUCCCACCAAGGUUAACAAUCUGAUUUUUGGACGAACUUGGGUUGAUUCACCAGGAGAGAUGAUCAUGACAAAUUUGACUACUGGGGACAAAGUUGUUCUGUAUUUUCAACCAUGUGGCUGGUUUGGAGCUGGUCGCUAUGAAGUGGAUGGUUAUGUUUAUAAUGCUGCUGAGGAACCAAAAAUAUUGAUGACAGGGAAGUGGAAUGAGUCAAUGAGCUAUCAGCCAUGUGACAUGGAAGGGGAACCUCUUCAGGGCACAGAAUUGAAAGAGGUUUGGCAUGUUGCUGAUGCUCCAGAAAACGACAAGUUUCAGUACACAUAUUUUGCUCAUAAAAUAAACAGCUUUGACACUGCUCCUAAGAAAUUGUUAGCAUCAGACUCCCGUUUGCGACCUGAUAGAUUUGCACUUGAGAAGGGUGAUUUAUCCAAGGCUGGUGCUGAGAAGAGCAGUUUGGAAGAGAGACAGAGAGCUGAAAAGAGGACACGAGAGGCCAAGGGCGAUCAGUUUACCCCUAGAUGGUUUGAUUUGACAGAUGAAGUCACAGCAACACCUUGGGGUGACUUAGAAAUCUAUCACUACAACGGUAAAUACAAUGAGCAUCGAGCUACUGUAGACAGCUCAGACAGCAUCAAUGAGGUUGACAUUACAUCAAUUGAAUUCAACCCAUGGCAGUAUGCUAAACCAUGUAUAAACCAACUGCAUGCGGUAAUUUGCCAUUAUCCAAGUGUCGGUACUUUGUACCAUCUUGAGGUCGAAUCAAUAUGCAAGAUAUGCUGCCUUCAACCCCAACACCACACCCAAAAACUGCUACCAUUGAAAUGUGUCUUAGAGAAAUCACUUAAUUGUCUCUACAACCUAUGAAGGAUAAAAAUGUUUCAUGUAGUUUGAAGUGUUCCAUGGCAAUAUACUUGAGGACCAGCGGCCUGCUGCUUAUAAUUGGAGGCAACAUUUUGCCCCUUUUUUCAUGGCAAAGAAGGGGCUUUAUGUCUCCAAAACUUGGGUAGCAUAAAUCGCCUAUAGCCACUAUAAAUCAGGGCGAAGGUUGCAUCGUACUAGGAAAAGAUUUUCUAUGGGGCAGGAAGGUCUUGUUUGGGAGCAGCUCACUUACAGUUCAUCAAUCACAACAAAAAAAUUAUGUAAAGCCAAUCACUUGCAAGAGUCAGCUUUACAGCUAUGCUUCUUUUAUAAUUGUUACGUAAGAAAAAUGAAGUUUGAAAGAUUUUAUAUUGUUUUUGCACCGGAUUAGUGAUAAAGACAAAGUCGAUGUCCCCAUGUUUUAACAUGAUGUCGCCGAUGCAUGAACGUGCAAUGAUUCAACGACAGGAUUAGAUUUAGAUUAGGUCCAAUCAGGUUAUGACUCGUUAAUCAUGAUCAGAAUUUGAACUGAAGAGGCUCUCAAUUUGUCACAAGUUAGCUUUCUUUUUCUUUUUUUUUUUAAUCAAGUGGAAAGAAAACACGUACACAAACUCACACACUUAAAAAUUGGCUUUCUCGGUGCUAGGGAGCAUUUGGCUCUGCGGCAUGUUGUCUUCGGCGCUUGGAGGAUCGU